UUUUAUCAUGUCUGUUUAACUUUUGUACUAUGUUUAGAAAAAAUGUCCAAAACUUCAGACCAUCCACAGGUGCAAAACAUGCUUCCAGGUUUACACAGUAGGAAGCCAACUGAAGGUUUACAUCCAAGUAUGGCUUAUCAGCGACCAUUUUCUGAUAACCCCCUUGCUCAUAAAAUAACAAAAAGGAAAAGGGAAUCAGUGUCUGGUAUCGAGCCUGUGAAACUGGCUCCUAAUCCAUUUAACAUGACUGCCAGGAAUUUCCCAAAACGACGUCACAUUUUAAAAAAUACAUCUGGAUUUUUAAAUCGCACCAGAGGCAAUAAUAGUAGUCCAACUAAAGCUUUAGAACAAGUGCGAGCUGCGUUACAACCAAGUUUGAAUGUAGAAAUUGAGAGAGUAUUACACAGCUACCAAGAAAUGUUUCGUAUGGCUGCUUAUAACGUUGGUGACAACACUAAAGAGCCAGUUACUGAGGAUCACAUCAGUCAUAUUUUACGAAGAAGUUUGGAAGAGGCAAAAAAUCUCUUCCAGCUGCAAAGUGAGGGCAAAGACCCUAAUCGUUCUCCCGAUAAAAAAGACGAAAAGAUUUGGACACCUGCUCGUCAUGUUAUUAUCAAAAAGAAGAAAGUAAAGAAAGAAGAAAAAACUGAACAAAAAGACAAAGAUAAUUUUGAUUAUCCACCUUGGGAUGACGAGAGAAUUACAGAAGAAACUGAACUGAUCAUGGGUGUAAAAGCUAACAAAAUACUUGGUUAUGCAUCAGCUCGAGGGCGAUUGUAUAUACGUCACCCGCAGCUAUUUAAGUACAUGGGUGAUCAAGACGAUAAACAAUGGUUGUACGAGAAUGGUCAUAUGCCGAUGACAGGCGGCAAGGCGUUCCUCAUGCUUGCUGAUGACAUUCGAUUACUAGCUACAAGUCACCCUGACUACAAAGAUAACUUAGGUAUCAAACCAGACGAUGUGAAAGGUUUCGUCGUUCCAGAAUCUUUCCGAAAAAAAAUCAAAUUGUUUAUGAAACGUCAGGCUUUGAUCAGAGAGACGAAACAAGAUUGAACAAGUGUCAUCGAGCAAAAUUUUCCUUGCAUAUUUUUUCUCCAUGAACUGCUUUCUGCUUUGUUAUCUAUGGUAUUAAGCUUGGCUGGGUGUUACAAAACGAAGAGAAAAACAUUCAUAGCCUUCUUCUCAAGCCAAUUUGGAGGGUUCGUAAGAAGUCACCAUUUACAAGUAUUUUUCUUAGUUUCAUCAACUUUUUCUGGACAUAAGCCCCGUCACAUACCUUGAGAUAUAAAUUUUAAAUGCAAAUGUAAAUUUUAAAUGUAAAUUUCUGCUGCUGUGUUUAAAUUACGUUAAAUUUUUACAUACCGGAGGUGCGCUCGAUAUGUUUCGGGAAAGUCUAAUAGGACAACGUUUAUUAUCCUGGUGGAAUUAUCGGAUUUAACAUUCCGACAGUUUUUGUAGCUACUUUUAUUUAUUAAAGAGAAUUUUUUUUAGCACUGAAUUGAUUUUAAAGGUUGUGAGAAUGAUGCAACCUUAGCAACCUUUAAAAAUUUAAAGAUAUAUCUGUUAUUUGUUCAACUAAACUUCCAUCGUGGACGUGUAUAGAGUAUGCCAGGAUGUCCACUCUGUCAGGUCUUGUCGGACAUUUUAAAAAUAUAGGCAAAAGGAAAUUUUAGUCUUUUUGUAAAAUGUGAAGAGUAGGUCAGGAAUUUUAGGUUUAGGUUUAUCUUCAUUUUUCACAAUAAUGACAAGGUUUAAAUUUUAGAAUUGUUUUAAAAAAUUUACAUUCAUUUUUUACAAAUCAGUUCUACCAAUAUGUUUGUUAUCAAGAUUUACAUUUUUAAAGUAAUCCAAGGUUCCAAUAGAGGGAAAUUCUCGUCGAAAAUAGUUUGAAAAUUAAAGAAAAUACCAGGAAUUGUAGUCAAAAAUAAAAGUCGAAAAUGAAAGAAAAGUAAGAGUUAGUAUUAAUUGAACACUCUGAAAUCUAUUUCAAAAUCCACUCUGUGUUUUUGAGUUAGCCUUGAGAAUAAUUUUCAUUGCCGCCCGCUAUAUACUAUUCUUAAAUUUGAUUCGUGGUUCCCUCAUUCUUUAUACGGAAACACUAACACCUGACCAUCGAAGUGAUAAAUUCAAAAGCAUAACUUAACGCUCGCACCGAGCAAGGGAGAUAUACAGUCUUAGUGCCUGUUACAUACGGUCAAUAUAAAACAUUUGUCAACAAUGUCAGGCCAUUUUUUAUGCCAUUUUACAAAAGCUUACAAUACAAGGGCGGUGCAAAAAUAACCAGUAAUGUAAAUUUAAUAUUUGAUAAAGUUAUUUAUUAAAAAGAAAUUUUAUAUCAAUCUUGUAUGUAUUGACGAUGUUUAAAAAAAAGGGUGGUAAUAA
Molecule: messenger RNA, 2382 nt
Organism: Hydractinia symbiolongicarpus
Lineage: Eukaryota; Metazoa; Cnidaria; Hydrozoa; Anthoathecata; Hydractiniidae
Product: deoxynucleotidyltransferase terminal-interacting protein 1-like
Exons: 14
Coding region: 43-1053 (336 amino acids)
Cellular component (GO): nucleus
Molecular function (GO): DNA binding; nucleosome binding
Source: RefSeq, a predicted model, not a curated record